AUGGGGUCUGAUCCGCAGUACAUCAAGUUCCCCAACCUCUCCCUCGCCCAACAUGUCUUCAACCUCUCCAACCCGGCAUGCGCGUCAUCCGUCCAGCAGUCUUCAUUGAAGAAGCUUCAGGAGGUCAUCGCCGAGCAUAAGAUGGCCCCCCUCUACCGCCAUCUGGCCCACCCCACCGAGGGAAUUCUGAACAACGCCGGCGAAGGCGUCACACAGCACCCACAGAACAGCGGAGCCUCAACGAAGCCGCUCAUCACCUCCAAUCUGCUUGCCUCUCGCAAAACGCCCCAACAGUUCGAUUUCCCCUGGGAUGAGAAGCUGUACCAGUCCCUAGUGGAGGAUAACAAGAAGGAGCUGGAGACCUUCCAGAAGGAGGAGGAUGAGGCGGAAGAAGCUGCUGGUGAGACUGAGGUACAAGCUGCGCGCGGCAAGCGCGCUGAGUUCUGGGCUCGCGUGGGAGACAAGGACAAAGCCAUCGAAUCACACGAAGCCCUCUUGGAAAAGACCGGGUUCCUGGGUACCAAGAUCGACUUGGUGAUGGCCAUGCUCCGCAUUGGACUGUUCUUCGGUGAUCUGUUGUUUGUAAAGAAGACUAUCGAGCGUGCAGAGACCCUGGUCGAGAGCGGUGGAGACUGGGACCGCAGAAACCGUCUCAAGGCUUACAAGGGCCUGCACCUCCUCACCAUCCGCGCCUAUGGCCUCGCCGCUCCUCUCCUCCUCGACAGUCUCUCUACCUUUACAAGUUAUGAAUUGUGCAGCUACUCUUCGUUGGUGAUCUACUCGGUGCUUGCGGGAUCUUUAGCCCUCAAGCGGGUGGACUUCAAGGCGAAGGUGGUUGACGCACCAGAGAUCAAGGCCAUUUUGGGCUCUGCGGAGGAUCAACUGGCUGCCCUCAGUGGAGAAGUCUCUGCGGGUGCCGGCGCCCGGGACGAGGAGAUGAAGGACGCGACAGCCUCUCUGACCACCCCGGCUGGUGCUACUACCGCCGUAAACCUGACCUCAUUCUCCACUGGAUCCAGUGCACCAGUGGACUCCGAGGUCCCGGUGGACUUCUCCCCGCUCGCCAACUUGGUGAACAGCUUGUACAAUGGCAACUACCGCUCCUUCUUUGUGGCUCUCGCCGCCGUGGAAGACCAAUUCCUCACACAAGACCGAUACUUACACGAGCACCGCGCAUGGUUCGUCCGUGAAAUGCGUCUGCGCGCCUAUCAACAACUUCUGCAGAGUUACCGCGUGGUUGGACUGACGGGUAUGGCCAACGACUUCGGUGUGACGGUCGACUACCUGGACCGUGACCUUGCCAAGUUCAUCUCUAACAACCGUAUUGCUUGCACCAUCGACCGUGUCAACGGCAUCAUCGAGACAAAUCGCCCCGAUGACAAGAACAAGCAGUAUGCCGAUGUGGUGAAGCAUGGUGAUUCCCUGAUCACCAAGAUCCAGAAGUACGGCCAAGCUGUGCGUCUUCGGGGCAGUGAGCGCAGCUAA
Molecule: messenger RNA, 1485 nt
Organism: Penicillium olsonii
Lineage: Eukaryota; Fungi; Ascomycota; Eurotiomycetes; Eurotiales; Aspergillaceae
Source: the annotation of a GenBank genome assembly